AGAAGUACAGUUGCUCAGUCUAGUUCGCAUGUCUAAAAUGGCGACGACGCUGUUGAAAAGUGGUGCUGGUAUUAUUCGACGUUCUGUUUUACUGACUGCCGCCAGAGCAUCAUCUGGGCAUGGCGGUGCUCCUGUUGAUCAACAUAAAGGAAAAGUUGCAUCUGAUAAAGUGACCAUGCCAGAUGCCCUUGGUCAUGCUGUAGGACCAGAACGUUUUGAACUGCUUGCCAAGUUAGCUGGGAAUGAGGAUCCUUUUGAGAUGAGUGUGAAGGCACGAGCCAAGGGUACAUUUGAAGAGCCCACCCUAAUUCCAUCAUUGUUUGAAAAGCGACUUGUGGGAUGCAUUUGUGAAGAAGAUGCCCUCAGCAUCAACUGGAUGUAUCUACACAAAGGAGAGCCAAAGCGAUGUGAAUGCGGCUACUGGUUUAAACUCGAAGCAAUGCAGCCCACAGACUACAGUCCAUAAUGGAAAUUGAACCAUUUUAAUCUGUGAAUAUUUUUAUCUGAACAGUAGAACUCCAAUCUAAAUUGACUUUUUUUUUGUUUUAAUUGUUUCUAAAGCUGUGCUAAACACAUAAUAAGCUACUUUAGUUUUACUUGUUGAUUUACAGGCCGAAACCAAAAUUGAAAAAGAAGACGCAGAGCAUAUAACACAACAAAUAAAAUUGAAGUUGCCUCAAGUAUUUGGCAGUACAUCACUAUGUCGCAAGUUUACCAUAUGAAAGACAGCUGUUGACAUGACUGACAUUUACUCGUGUUUGUAACCAUGUGAACAUAAAUUAUGUCUGUGGUGAUUCAUUCCUAGCAUUGAUGGGAAUGAUAUAUAUAUAUAUGUGUGUGUGCAUUGAAACAAAGUUAUUAAAACUAGAAUGAAAAA
Messenger RNA from Gigantopelta aegis, 877 nucleotides. Its product is annotated as cytochrome c oxidase subunit 5B, mitochondrial-like. NCBI's taxonomy places the organism in Eukaryota, Metazoa, Mollusca, Gastropoda, Neomphalida, Peltospiridae. Gene Ontology annotation, cellular component: mitochondrial envelope. The transcript is spliced from 4 exons. The coding region runs from base 29 to 466 and encodes 145 amino acids. The record is from RefSeq and is a predicted model, not a curated record. Gene Ontology annotation, biological process: mitochondrial electron transport, cytochrome c to oxygen.